Molecule: messenger RNA, 8878 nt
Organism: Harmonia axyridis
Lineage: Eukaryota; Metazoa; Arthropoda; Insecta; Coleoptera; Coccinellidae
Product: acetyl-CoA carboxylase
Exons: 28
Coding region: 1349-8548 (2399 amino acids)
Biological process (GO): fatty acid biosynthetic process
Molecular function (GO): acetyl-CoA carboxylase activity; metal ion binding; ATP binding
Source: RefSeq, a predicted model, not a curated record
GUUUCAUGACGUGUAGAGUGGGCCGUGCGCGAAUAAAAUACGACUGGAAACGUCGGAAAACAGAUUUAUAUUUUUUUUGCGUUCUUUGGGGUGGUUUCGAUCAUAAUAAGUCUGGGUAUGUGCCUUGUUGCGUUUUUCGUGUAGCCUAAUCGAUAUCAGAUGAUUGGGGUCUUCGAAAGUGACGCAGUUGUAUAGUGUUCGUAAAGGAAUUUCUAGGUUAACAGGUGUCGAGAUUCUAAACAGAAAAUUCAGUAAAAGGAAUUGUAAUCUGCAUACGAAGUUUGUUGUGAGCACUAGCAAAACUAUUAUUUACUCUCACUAUUCAAAAAUUCCUCUAAAAUAGCAGUAGGUUCCAGUCAAGUUCAAUGACAUUCUUUCUAGGUCAAACCAUAGAAUGCCAAUAAACUUCUCUGGUCGAAAAUGCCCCAAUUUCUGUUUAACGGCGAAACAAAGCAUUUGAAGACAUCCUAUUCAAAUUAUAUCGAGAUCACAUCAAUUAGAGAUUGUUUUUACUCACCCAGUUUACUGCAAUAUUGCACUGUCACAAUUUUCUCCUGAUCUGUCCUUACUUUACCAAAAGACGCAGUUCAAUUCAGAAUUAUCUAAAAAACUACUUUUGUCAGUGAAAUAUUCUAUUGUUGUGCGUCAGAAACAUUGAAAUAGAUUUUUGGUCAAGCAAUUACUUCUGUAAUGAAGCUUCAUUAUCAGAAACAGGUUUUCCGAUGACCCUCGACAACUGAGUUUAUGUUCGCUCUUUCAGAAUUUGACGAGGAAAACUUCGUUCAUACAAAAUAUUUAUGGACUUACUUCAAAUAUCUCAUUUAGAAAUCAAACUCUAUGAUGAAUGGAAUUAUAAUGUUUUUAGAGAUGGAAACUUUUGAAUUGAAAUAAGAUUUUCAAAAAACUGAUUCUCAGUUUAAUUAAUUGAACAGUGUUCUCAAACUAAGUCAUUGUUUUCUGACAAGACCUUACAAGUGCAAAGAGUGUGAAAAUUAAUAGUCGUUCAACGAAAUUAUACGUUUCUUACCGAGCAUUCGUCGAUAUUUGUCAGUUGUACAAUUUUUCGGUUUUAGAAGCUUGUAACAGUUGAUUUCAUUAGCGGCAGCAAAAACCUAUAUCAUCAAAUUUUAGUUUUGAUAUUCUAGUUCAGUUUCAGUGUCGGGAUUGUAUAUUUGUCUUGUGUUUUGGAUGUUGUUUUCUUAGGUGUCAAAGUUCAAGAAACCAUUUGAUUUGCUCUUGGAUGGAAAAGUCCACUUUGGUUGAGGAUAGUUUUUUCAGUAUUUUCUUUCUAAGUACAGAGUCAGUCUAAAAUGGAGUCAUAUUCGUUCGAAAACGCGCUUCUCCGUUGAUGAGAGUGCUUAAAGACUGGAUAGUGCAGGUUUUCCGUUUUCUGUUUUUCCCCGAAAGUAGUUCAGAACAGGCAACCCUGUCGCGACCAACAGACCUACCGGAAGCUCUUUCGGAGGCUACCGACAAAGGGAAAACCGCGAAGACGGUGACGUAUGGCGGUUUCCCCGAGAUCACUGUCGCAGAUUACGACAAGAGGUUGACCCUACACGCGAAAAUGUUGGGUCGCCGCAACUCGAAAAGAUUCGUUAUCGGCGAUGACGAAUCGCCAGUCACAACACCCGACAGCCCUAUGUGCGAAAUGUUCCCUAAAGUGGACUCGGAUAAUAACCUCCAUAUACCCAGGGAAUGGUACACAAGAGCCAGGAGAUUGAAGGUCGGCGAACACUUGACGCCCAGCAUGUCCCAGGGAACCGUCAUGCUGCACAACAGGCUUCAAGAGAAGGAUUUUACUGUCGCCACUCCCGAAGAGUUUGUGAAGAGGUUUAAUGGGACGAAAGUUAUAAAUAAGGUACUGAUUGCCAAUAAUGGUAUAGCCGCAGUGAAAUGCAUGAGAUCAGUUAGACGAUGGUCAUAUGAGAUGUUCAAAAAUGAAAGGGCUGUAAGAUUCGUAGUAAUGGUUACUCCUGAAGAUCUAAAAGCGAACGCAGAAUAUAUCAAGAUGGCCGACCACUACGUACCCGUUAAAGGUGGUACCAACAACAAUAACUAUGCUAACGUGGAGCUAAUCGUGGACACUGCUAUUCGACAACAAGUUCAGGCUGUUUGGGCAGGAUGGGGACAUGCCUCCGAGAACCCUAAGCUACCAGAACUUCUCCAUAAGAACAACAUUGCAUUCAUUGGCCCUAACGAAAAAGCUAUGUGGGCUCUAGGAGACAAAAUAGCUUCAUCAAUAGUCGCCCAGACGGCUGAAGUACCCACUCUACCCUGGUCUGGCUCUGAAUUGAAAGCUCAAUACUCUGGUAAAAAGAUAAAAAUCUCGUCUGAAUUGUUCGCAAGAGGAUGCGUUUCCAAUGCAGAAGAAGGUCUGAAGGCUGCUCAGAAAAUCGGCUUUCCAGUGAUGAUCAAAGCUUCAGAGGGCGGUGGUGGAAAAGGUAUUAGAAAGGUCGACAACACAGAGGACUUCGCCCAGGCCUUCAGACAAGUCCAAGCAGAAAUUCCAGGAAGUCCGAUCUUUGUAAUGAAACUCGCCAAAUGCGCCAGACAUCUCGAGGUGCAAUUAUUAGCUGAUAAUUACGGUAACGCAAUUUCCCUCUUUGGUCGUGACUGUUCCAUCCAAAGAAGACACCAGAAAAUCAUUGAAGAAGCCCCUGCAGUUAUAGCCUCUCCUGACAUUUUGGAAGAUAUGGAAAAAGCGGCGGUUCGCCUAGCUAAAAUGGUUGGUUAUGUGUCCGCUGGUACCGUGGAGUACUUGUACGACCCAUCUGGUGCCUACUUCUUCCUCGAGUUAAAUCCCAGACUUCAAGUGGAACACCCUUGUACUGAGAUGGUAUCUGAUGUUAAUCUUCCAGCAGCCCAACUGCAGAUUGCCAUGGGUCUUCCACUACACUACAUCAAAGACAUCAGAUUGCUAUAUGGCGAAUCACCAUGGGGAACAACGGAAAUUAACUUUGACAAUCCAAAACAGAAACCACAACCUUGGGGACAUGUGAUUGCUGCCAGAAUCACAUCAGAGAACCCAGAUGAAGGGUUCAAACCUAGUUCUGGAACCGUCCAAGAACUCAACUUCAGGUCAUCGAAGAAUGUUUGGGGUUAUUUCUCAGUGGCAGCUUCGGGUGGUCUUCAUGAGUUUGCAGAUUCCCAAUUCGGACAUUGCUUUUCAUGGGGAGAAGACAGAGAACAGGCCAGGGAGAAUCUGGUUAUUGCCCUGAAAGAAUUGUCCAUCAGAGGCGAUUUUAGGACCACCGUGGAGUAUUUGAUCACUCUACUCGAGACCAAAAGCUUUCAGGAGAAUUCAAUGGAUACUCAGUGGCUCGACGUGUUGAUCGCCGAAAGAAUGACUUCUGAAAAGCCAGACAUUAUGUUGGGAGUCAUCUGCGGUUCGUUGCACAUAGCUGACAAGACCAUAAGCACAUCUUUCGAUGAGUUCAUAACCUCUUUAGAAAGAGGACAAAUCCAAGCUUCCAAUACAUUAACCAACGUUGUGGAUGUAGAAUUAAUACACGAAGGAUUUAAAUACAAAGUACAAGCUACAAAGAGUGGACCCAAUACUUAUUUCCUGCUAAUGAAUGGCUCUUUCAAAGAAAUAGAGGUGCACAGGUUAAGCGACGGUGGCAUCCUUCUCUCCGUAGAUGGUGCUUCCUUCACCACUUACAUGAAGGAAGAGGUGGACAGGUUUAGGAUUGUGAUAGGCAACCAAACCUGCGUCUUCGAAAAAGAGAACGACCCAACCGUCCUUCGUUCCCCUUCGGCCGGCAAGUUGUUAGGGUUCCUGGUAGAGGAAGGAGCCCAUGUAGACAAAGGCCAGGCAUUUGCAGAGAUCGAGGUAAUGAAGAUGUUGAUGACGCUAACGGUCAACGAGGCCGGUACCGUGAGAUACGCGACUAGGCCCGGAGCUGUUUUGGAGCCAGGCUUUAUUCUUGCUCACUUGGACUUGGACGAUCCAUCACUGGUCACGAAGGCGGUCCUGUACAAGGGCUCGUUCCCUGAGCUCGAUGUGUCCGUGCCCAUGAGUUCUGACAAGCUAAAUCACAUACACGUGGGCUAUAGGGCGGUCCUGGAGAACACCCUGGCCGGGUUCUGUCUGCCGGAACCAUACCAUUCGGCUCGUCUCAGGGAAAUCAUCGAGAACUUUAUGGCAAGCUUGAGAGACCCCAGUCUACCGCUGCUGGAACUACAAGAGGUCAUGGCUUCGAUUUCUGGUAGGAUACACAACAGAGUCGAGAAGCCUAUCAGACAGCUCAUGCUACAGUAUGAGAAGAAUAUUACUUCGGUUCUUUCACAGUUCCCUAGUCAAGAGAUCGCUGCUGUGAUCGACCAAUACGCUGCCACUCUCUCAAAGAGAGCUGAUCGCGACAACUUCUUCCUUGCCACCGAAGGCAUCAUACAGCUAGUCCAGCGAUAUCGCAACGGUAUAAGAGGCAGAAUGAAGGCCGCCGUGCAGCAUUUACUCAAACAGUACUACGAGGUGGAGAGUCAAUUCCAGCAGGGCAGCUACGAUAAGUGCGUGGCCCAGCUGAGAGACAAAUACAAAGACGACAUGUCACAAGUUUCCGCCACCAUAUUCUCGCACAGCCAGGUGCCCAAAAAAAAUCUUCUGAUCACAAUGCUCAUUGACCACCUGUGGACCAACGAGCCUGGACUCACAGACGAACUGGCGCCCGCUUUGAACGAACUAACCUCGUUGAACCGUUCCGAACACUCCAGGGUGGCUCUUAGGGCCAGACAGGUUCUAAUCGCUGCCCACCAACCGGCCUACGAACUGAGACACAACCAGAUGGAGAGCAUCUUCCUUUCCGCCGUCGAUAUGUACGGUCACGAGUUUCAUCCAGAAAAUUUGCAAAAGCUUAUCGUUUCCGAAACAUCUAUCUUUGAUAUCUUGCACGACUUCUUCUAUCACAGCAAUAGGGCUGUUUGUAAUGCUGCUUUGGAGGUUUACGUGAGGAGAGCGUACACAAGUUAUGACAUCUCUACUUUACAACAUUUGGAAUUAAGUGGCGAAGUUCCCAUCGUAUACUUCCAGUUUAUGCUACCACCUUCCCAUCCCAGCAGACUUAGCAAGCUCGAUGAGUUGAAGGACCCUCAGAUUGAAGAGAAUGACUCCAGGAAAGUCGUGGAUAGCUUCUAUAGAACAGGUAUCAUGUCUGCUUUUGACUCAAUCCAUCAGUUCGAAAAAUAUCUAGAUGAGAUCUUGGAUCUAAUUGAAGACUUUAACAGCACUGCUCAAGUGUCCCUGAGAGAUCUGAACGCUUUGGAAAGCGGUUCUGAAUCCAGAAACAAUAGCACGUCAAUCAAUGUCAGCCUUUCCAUAGAUCCUUCAACUGUUAAACCCUCAGAUGAGGAGAUAAUUCUUGAACCCAUUCACAUCAUGCAUAUAGGAUUUAAGGAUAAGGGUGACACUGAUGAUUCAUCGAUAUCUAAGAUUCUUGGAAAGAUCUGUAAGAAGUACAAAGAAGAACUGGAUAAGAGAGGUAUAAGAAGAAUAACAUUCUCAGCACUAAAACAUAAACAAUCCCCCAAAUUUUUCACAUUCCGAGCUAGAGAUGGCUUUAUUGAAGACCAAAUAUACCGUCACUUGGAACCGGCCUGCGCCUUCCAGCUUGAACUGAACCGAAUGAAAAACUAUAACCUCAAAGCACUACCUACUUCGAAUCAAAAGAUGCAUCUCUACUUGGGAAAGGCUAAGGUCGAGGGCGGUCGUGAAGUAACGGAUUAUAGGUUCUUUAUUAGAACCAUCAUUCGACACUCUGAUCUCAUCACUAAGGAAGCUUCCUUUGAAUAUCUGCAGAAUGAGGGUGAGAGGGUUCUUUUGGAAGCAAUGGAUGAAUUGGAUGUGGCAUUUGGUCAUCCUGAAUCUAGACGUACUGACUGUAAUCAUAUUUUCCUAAACUUUGUACCUACUGUUAUCAUGGAUCCUGCAAAAAUUAAAGAAGCUGUAACAAACAUGGUCAUACGAUAUGGAGCCAGACUUUGGAAAUUGAGAGUCCUUCAGGCUGAACUCAAAAUGAUCAUCAGGUCGACACCUAAUAGUCCUACAACUACUAUUCGGUUGUGCUUGGCCAAUGAUAGUGGAUAUUACCUAGAUAUCAACAUGUAUACUGAAGUUGUGGACAAAGAGACUGGAGUUAUAAAAUUCCAAGCAUAUGGCGAAAAACAGGGACCCAUGCAUGGUUUACCAAUCUCCACCUCAUACCUCGCUAAAGACUACCUUCAACAGAAAAGAUUCCAGGCCCAAAGUUCUGGUACAACAUAUGUUUACGAUUUUCCAGAUAUGUUCCGACAAAUGGUGGACCUACAAUGGAAACAGUACCAAGAAAGGAGUUCAGCCAAUAUCAAGAGCCCCGAUAAACUCAUGGAGAUUGUGGAGUUGAUUUUGGAUGCAGAAACGGAAACCCGUUUGAUUGAACAAAAGAGAGUACCAGGGGAGAACAAUGUGGGGAUGGUGGCUUGGAAACUCACUCUAUUUACUCCGGAGUAUCCCCAAGGAAGAGAUAUUAUCGUUAUAGCUAAUGAUAUCACACAUUUGAUUGGAGCUUUUGGGCCUAGAGAAGAUAAAGUUUUUGCAUUGGCCAGUGAAAUGGCUCGCUAUUUGAAAAUUCCCCGUAUCUAUAUAUCUGCUAAUAGUGGAGCGAGAAUUGGAUUAGCUGAAGAAAUGAAAGCUCUGUUCCAGAGAGCAUUGAUUGACCCUGAAGAUCCUGAUAAAGGUUUAAAAUACUUGUAUCUCACCCCAGAAGAUUAUGCUAAAGUUAGUUUCAAGGAUUCUUGUAUAGCAGAAUUGAUUGAGGAUGAUGGAGAGUCUAGAUACCGAAUUACUGAUAUAAUAGGCAAGGAUGACGGGCUUGGGGUUGAGAAUCUCAGGUAUGCUGGCAUGAUAGCUGGAGAGACCUCCAAGGCUUACAAUGAGAUUGUGACCUUUUCUAUGGUAACGUGCAGAGCUAUUGGAAUAGGUUCGUAUUUAAUACGAUUGGGACAAAGGGUGAUUCAAAUUGAGAAUUCUACUAUAAUUUUGACUGGUUAUCAGGCUCUGAAUAAGGUGUUGGGGAGACCUGUCUAUGCUUCAAAUCACCAACUAGGAGGUAUUCAAAUCAUGUACAAUAAUGGAGUGUCUCAUAAAACGGAACAGAGUGAUUUAGAUGGCAUUUAUACCCUUCUCAAAUGGCUUUCCUACAUUCCAAAGGAUAAACUAUCUCCAUUACCAAUAGUGCCUUCCAUGGAUUCGAUAGAAAGAUCUAUUGAUUUCCUUCCCACAAAAGCGCCUUAUGAUCCCAGAUUUAUGUUAGCUGGACGAAAAUCCCAAAAUGGUGAUUGGGAAUCAGGCUUUUUUGACAAAGACAGUUGGUCCGAAAUAAUGCAACCUUGGGCACAGACAGUAGUCACAGGUAGAGCAAAGUUAGGAGGAAUACCUGUUGGUGUAAUAGCGGUAGAAACAAGAACUGUUGAGCUAAAACUACCUGCGGAUCCUGCUAAUUUAGAUUCAGAGGCCAAGACUGUAUCUCAAGCAGGACAAGUGUGGUUCCCAGAUUCGGCUCAUAAGACAGCAACUGCAAUAGAAGAUUUCUCCAGAGAAGAUCUUCCAUUAAUUAUUUUCGCUAAUUGGAGAGGAUUCAGUGGUGGAAUGAAAGACAUGUACGAUGAAAUCCUCAAGUUUGGUGCCAAGAUUGUUGACGGAUUGGUGAAGUAUAAACAACCUGUCAUCGUUUAUAUACCUCCUAAUGGUGAGCUUCGUGGGGGUGCCUGGGCUGUGGUGGAUCCUCUGAUAAAUCCCAAUUUCAUGGAAAUGUAUGCUGAUACAGAUGCCCGCGGUGGGGUUCUAGAACCCGAAGGUAUUGUGGAAAUUAAAUUCCGUUUGAAGGACCAGAUCAAGGCAAUGCAUCGUAUUGAGCCUGAACUUAUACAAUUGGACAACCAGCUUAAGAAUCUCCAACAGAACCAACCUUUAGCAAUGCGAGAAAGGUCCUCUAGUAUAUCUCAAAAUGUGGAACGUCCCAAAUCGCAAGAAGUGCUCGAUUUAGAGGCCAAGAUAGAGGAAACAGAGAGGAGGUUCGUGCCUUUGUAUCACACUAUCGCGGUCCACUUUGCAGAUUUACAUGAUAAACCAGCUAGGAUGUUGAAGAAAGGCGCCAUAUCGGCAAUAGUACCUUGGAAGGAGGCUCGAAAGACACUUUACUGGCGUUUGAGGAGGCUGAUAUUGCAACACAAAGUUGUUAAGACUUUAACGGAAGCACAACAUAACCUUACAAUUGGUCAAGGUGAAGCCAUGCUCAGUAGAUGGUUCCUUGAAGAUCUUGGAACGUCAGAGGGAUAUAAAAAAUGGGAUGAUAAUGAAGAGGUUACAAAAUGGAUGGAAUAUCAAACAGAUGAACCUAACUCAUUGUUAAUGAGGAAUAUUAAUGCAAUCAAGGAAGGCUCUGCAAUAUCAGAGAUCAAAAAACAUUUAGAAAAUUGUCCAGGAAUUUCUGUGGAUGCAGUAAUGGAUAUAAUUCAGAAAUUGAAAGACCAUCAGCAAACUGAAAUCUUCAAGAGGAUGUCCAAUAAGUUUUAAAAACAUUAUCCUUUUUAUCAACAACAUUCCAAUUUACCUCAGUGAAAUGUUAUGAAUUUGGUUCCUCAUUCCUGUAAAUAUUGUAGUGUGACUGUUGUCAGAUUUUUGGAGUACUGGUUAUUUUUAUGAGAUUUUCUGGGAAAAAUAGCUUGUACAUAUUCAAGGUGAGGUUCAAUAGUUUUUUAGAGAAUUUAAAAGAGAUGAAAACAGAUUUUUCUAUUGGCCUUUUGUACAAAUUUUAUAUAAAGAAUGUUUAUUUAUUUAGAUAAUAAUAAUAUUAGAAUUUGAGUACCACUGUUAUUUUAUUGAAAUACAUUACUUUAUAUUGUU